AUGAUUCAAAAAAUUCUCUUAGAACAAUUAUCCAAAGAUUUUGAUGAAUACUUGACUAAUGGAUAUGAGUCCGACGUAGAGAUACACGUCGGAGAGUAUAAUGAUAAGACAACAUUUAAAGCACAUUCAAUGAUACUUUCCGCAAGAUCCCCAUACUUUCGAAAAGAAAUUGAAGAUAUUCCACCAAAUUCGAGAAAAGAAAUUAUAAAAUUUUAUAAACCAGAAAUUUCAUCAAGUUCAUUAUACCAAGAUUUAGUAAAAUUUCACAUGAAUAAAAAUGUUCGAGUAGGUUACCCAAAAUUACCAAAACGAGCGGGAAGAAUUGAUUCAAAAAUCAUAGAUGUAAAACAUGUCAGUCUCAUCUCUCAAUGGAUUAAAACUCAACAUCAAGAAGAAAGAAAAACAUUGACGUAUCGUUAUAGCCUUUUAAUUCGUGGAAGUCAGCAUGGAUUUGAGAAAAAUGAUUUUCUAGAUUCUUGUAAAAAUAAAUCUUCCACACUUAUUUUACUUAAACCUCAAGGAUCAGAUUUAAUCAUUGGUGGAUAUAAUCCAAUUCCUUGGAAGACGGAAGAAAAUUCAAAUUUGAUUGCUAAAAAUAGUUUCAUCUUCACUUUUAGUGAUCGAGAAGGGAAUCCUACAGAAGUUGGAAAAUUCGGUCAAUCCAAAAAUAAAUCUUUUCCUUUGAUCUACGUUACGGAUAAUGGAUUAAAAUUAGGAGAUGAUUUAUUUUUGGAAUUUACCAAUUUUUCUAAACAAAAGAUGGUACCUACAUUAUAUUAUCAUAAAAUUGGAUAUAGUUUACCUGAUGAAAUUCAACAACAAAUCAAUAAUCCCGUCACAAUAGAAGAUUAUGAAAUUUUUUCAAUUAAUAAUAUGUCGGCUUUACCAAUUUCUUCAAAAUCCUAUUAUCAUAAAUUUCGAAAUUUCAUGGCAUCAUUUCUUUCUAAUACUUUGUGUAGAUUACGCAAGCGUCGAUCUGAAGCACAAAAAAAUCUCAAACUAAAGAAAAUUCUUACAUAUAAUUGGUGGUUUAAAAGUGGGGGCUAUGUAGAAUUCUAG
Diversispora eburnea is the source of this 1059-nucleotide messenger RNA. NCBI's taxonomy places the organism in Eukaryota, Fungi, Glomeromycota, Glomeromycetes, Diversisporales, Diversisporaceae. The record is from the annotation of a GenBank genome assembly.